GAAAAUCAGCUGGUUUUCAUGUGCAGUGCUUUAUCUGACUGGACUAAUUUCUCCUCCCUGGGUGGGGAUGCUGUGCUUUGAUAAACUAGAAAAGGAUGAAAGAAAUAGCUGUUUCUCCUUUGCCUGCUCUUGGUAUUAGCAUCUUGCUAAACGAGGUGAGCUGGCCAGGAGAUAUUUUUGUCUCCCCUCACCUCCCAGCCCUAUUCUCACAGCUACCUUUGAGCUGCUGGACUUUGCAGAGCACAUUGUGGCUUGCAUUGGCUCAGCCCGAGUUCAGUCACCCAAAACCUUGCAGGUCUAUUUUGAAACAUCAUUCAAUCUGUCCACUAUGGAGUUUCUUUUCUUUUUUUUUUCCCCCCACUCUUGCUUCUGACAUCAUUUCCCGAACACUAUAUUCACCGAGCCCCGUAGCCAGAUCGUCUCCUCAGCAUAUGAUGCAAGGAGCUCUUUGAAAUGGAUCUCAGCUCUUCUUUUGCUCUGCUCUGCUUGCUGGUGAUAAUAACUGUUACUCAAGGCUCUGCCGUCUGGACUGGUGCGCUCAGUGGCGACUCAGCAGUCUUUUCUUUGGAAAUCCAAAGCCUGCAGAACUUCUCCAGCAUGAGCAAGGAGGACAAGAAAUGCUCUACAACUGUCCUAAGUGAUACUUUGUUGGCCAAAUGUGGCACUUCUGCCAAUAGAUGGCUGAACUUAGAGAACGGCUCCCUGGUGCUGAGGAGUGUGGAGAAAGACGAUGAAGGAAAAUACGGAUUUGUUUUUCAGAACACCACCAGAUAUUUUACACUGGAAGUAUUUGAGCCGACCAUUGGUAUCCAGUGCUUCCCUGACGGGACUGCAGAGUUGUCCUGCAACGUGGCCAGCAGCCAGAUCCUGGUAUUCCGGUGGCUGCUCAAUGGCACCCACCUGAAAGCCGAGGGGGCUUGCAUUAAGGAUGCUGGGAAGAAGGUUCACCUGGACAAAACUGAGCCUGGGGAGUUUGUCUGUGAAAUUUUGAAGGGGAACAGUGUCACCAGGACCAGGCCCAUUACGCUGUCUUGCAGCUAUGACCUGCUGCGGUACCCGGGGUUCCUUUACAUCCUGGUGGGGUGUGCAGCGGGUGUGCUCAUCCUCCUGGUGGCUCUGCCUGCAGCCAUAUGUUGCUGCAUGAAGAGGAGACACAAGUUCAUCCCGGUGCCUUCAGAGGAGAAGGAUGACGGAUUGACAAUGUCAGUGGUGUCCGCCGAAGGCGUGAAGAGUCCCCCCAAUGGAGACCGUGUCGAGGCUCAGGCUGCCCAACCUGACCGUCCUCCGAAGCCUGAUGCUGCCCAGAUUGGCCAAGGUGUUGAGCCCCAGCCACUGGCGGAAGAAAUCUUACCAGUGCAGCUAGAAGCUGGAGAAAUGCGGGAUCCUGAGGUCAUAGUUGAUAUGGAAAGCCAGGAAGGUGCCUCAGACUGUUUCCCAGAUCCAGCUGAUGACUGAUCUCACGUGCUUGCUGUUCCUCCCUGAAGCCUGUGACACUUGUCCUUUGCAUCCCAUAGUCUUCGCUGUGUCUGGAAAAUUUUAGCAGGGGAAACAUGAGAGGUGUCAGACCUGCUGACCUCAUUUAAAAAGAAAAAAGAAAAUACAGAGAAAAGCACACACGUGGCCUGACAGAUUCACUAACAAACAAAAGCGGGCAGGUCUUUGAUGCUUUGCCUGAUAACAGAGCUGGCAGCGCAGGUAAGGAGCCCCAGGGGACAGCCUGGAAUGAGAUGGACAGCUCCUCCUGCUCCCUGCCCAUCCCAUGCCUGUCUCUGCCAGCCAGGGGCAGGCACUGCAGGCAGGUUCAGGUGGCCUGCCAGUCCCAGGCAGGAACCAGGGACUUGCCAGAAAUUUCCUGAGAAAGCUUCUUCUCAGGAGACUUCAGGGCAUUUUUUUUCAGAGGCCCUGCCAAGGAAACUCAAAGGAGGUCUCAGCUCAGUGUUUGCUGUCCUGGGUACUUAUCUGAGUUCCUCUUCUGAGCUUCAGACCCUGUGACUUGGCCCUCACCUCUUGCUGCCUGGAGCAGGAGCAGUGGUGGGGGCUGGAAAUUUGCCUUGCAGGUGCUGUGUGCAGAGCUGGGGUGAUGCUGCCUUUUCUCACCUCUCAGUGCCACAGAUGACAGAGGGUACAGUCACCUUUCACCAGAGCUCGGCUGCCUGGGCUGCCCCUGAGCUAAGCCAGUGCUGUCACUCGCUUGCCUGCCUGCAGGAGGAGGGGGCUUGGGGCUGCAAUUUUGGCAGAAACCUCAAUUUUAAGGCUGAGGUUGUUUAUCAAUGCAAGCAUUAGUGCCUUUAGUGUAAUAGUUUAGCUACUGCAAGCUGAUGAAGCUGCCCAUCUGCCUGUGCAUGUAGGCUUGUUUGGGGCUGUGUUAUGUGUACAGACAGCAGCAGUUUAUAGAGUCUCUUAGGUAAGUCUUGCUGCUGCUCACGUCCUGUUCUGCUCAGGGGAGGGGUGCCUGUGGAGCAGCUGGGGUAGACCUGCAGGGAAGAAGGAUGUGGUGAGGAGAGGGCAGGGGCUCUGUCUCAGGCAGCAGGUAGCUGAGUCCCAGCAAAGCUGCCAGGCACUGCAGGGCUGCCAGGAUGCAGGGAGUG
Molecule: messenger RNA, 2588 nt
Organism: Prinia subflava (tawny-flanked prinia)
Lineage: Eukaryota; Metazoa; Chordata; Aves; Passeriformes; Cisticolidae
Exons: 6
Coding region: 454-1455 (333 amino acids)
Source: RefSeq, a predicted model, not a curated record